Molecule: messenger RNA, 543 nt
Organism: Lachancea mirantina
Lineage: Eukaryota; Fungi; Ascomycota; Saccharomycetes; Saccharomycetales; Saccharomycetaceae
Source: the annotation of a GenBank genome assembly
AUGACAAUUUUGGCCGUUGGGCGCAAAUCGGUCGACGUCAGUGCCGAGCUUGAUUCUUACAAAACAAAUGGAACGUUGAGUUGUUUGAAGUUCCUUGAUUUUACACCAGUUCUGGUCAACGAGAUGUUGGCACUCUCAAACAUCAAUCGACGCCUCAGUGAAAACUUGUUGUACUGUUUUUCAAAUGUAAGCUUUUUGUGGGCCUUUUCUCCGGAGCGUUCAGCCACAAGGUUAGUCUUGAACCCUAUCACAAGUUUGGAAUCACUUUCACAAAAUUCUCCCCUGACACUUGAAUCCAUAUCUUCAUCGGAGAUUCACAGGUAUGACGUUAUUAUAAAGGCAAUCUCGAAUUAUCGCGGAAAGCUUUGCCUGGCAAUUCUCAGUGCGAUACCACAAGCCUGUAACAAACGAGAGCGGACUAAUUUCAUCCAACGGAUUUUCCAAAGCCUUCGCGAAUCCUGGCUACCUUUCGGUGCGGAACUCCGUGAUACUGACGACAAAAAUAUAUUUGAUACAUCUCUUCACGAGCUGAUGGUCAAAUAG